This is a messenger RNA of Setaria italica (foxtail millet), 1000 nucleotides long. Its product is annotated as MKI67 FHA domain-interacting nucleolar phosphoprotein. Gene Ontology annotation, molecular function: RNA binding. NCBI's taxonomy places the organism in Eukaryota, Viridiplantae, Streptophyta, Magnoliopsida, Poales, Poaceae. Gene Ontology annotation, biological process: maturation of LSU-rRNA from tricistronic rRNA transcript (SSU-rRNA, 5.8S rRNA, LSU-rRNA). The record is from RefSeq and is a predicted model, not a curated record. The transcript is spliced from 9 exons. The coding region runs from base 185 to 835 and encodes 216 amino acids. Gene Ontology annotation, cellular component: nucleolus.
UCCUCCAUCUCCAUCCAUCAAAACUUCCCCACGGGCAAAACCCUAACCCCCCCUUCUCUUCCUCCGCCCCCUCCCCCCGCGACGGCUGCCCGCCUCCGGCGCCUCCUGCCUCCGCCGCGCCUGACGAGCGCUGUAUCCAAGCAGGACCGUGCAGGAGAACCGGUAGACAGGAGGGCCCGGCGAGAUGGGGAUGCGGGAUAAGAAGCGGAACCAGAAGCGGGUGCUCGCGCAGCGCACCGCGGCUCCCCGCCCCGGCGAGGGCAAGGACUUCCUGCCGCUGGAAGGAGGGCCCGGGAAGAGGCUGCGGAAGGUGCAGCAGCCCGAGGAGCCGGAGAACACCGCGACCGUAGUGUACAUUGGGCACAUCCCCCACGGCUUCUACGAGGAUCAGAUGCAAGGGUUCUUUAAGCAGUUUGGGGAUAUUAAGAGGCUUAGGAUUGCCCGGAACCGCAAGACAGGAAAGUCUAAGCACUAUGGAUUCAUCGAGUUUGAGAGCCCUUUGGUGGCGAAGGUUGUAGCUGAUGAGAUGAAUAACUAUCUCUUGUUUGAGCACACCUUGCGAGUUUCACUUGUUCCGCCAGAGAAAGUUCAUCCAAAAUUAUGGAGAGGGGUGCGACGGGGAUUCAUACCAAUUGAUCGAGUAGCAAUUGAACGGAAGAGACACAACAAGGAUAAAACUACAGAAGAACACAAAAAGAUGGUUGAAGGAAUUGUAAAGCGGGACGAAAAGCGUCGCAAAAGGAUCAAGGCUGCUGGUAUUGAUUAUGAGUGUCCAGCCCUUUUGGGGAGCAUCCAGCCUUCAGCGAAAAAGAUAAAGUUCGACGAGGAUCAGUAGCUUACUGCAGCUUUGAGGGGGGCCAUUAACUGUGCACUCGGGUUUUGAUGUUUUUAAUGAAUGGCACACCGACAGUGUUACGAGUAUGAAAAUGCAAUGAGAAUAUUUGUUUGCAAUGUAUGCUUAAUUUCUUAAUUUAACCUUAAAAGGUGUAGUUGGUCCUAA